AUGGGAUCUUCUGUGGAGUUUGCCUGCUUGCUGCUGAUGGUUUGCACUCUAGGAAAGAACCACUUGGUGUCUGGAGGUUGUUUAGGGAAAUGCUGCCGGGGCAGAGACUUGAGCUGUCUGACCACUGACUGGAGGAUGGACCGUGUGUAUGGGACAUGCUACUGCGACGAGGGCUGCGUCAGGACCAAGGACUGCUGCUUCGACUACUUCACAGCGUGUCCAGCUCAGGACUGUGCUGUGAGUGAGUGGAGCUUUUGGAGCGGCUGUGCCAAGCCCUGCCAGCCUUCAGUCCGAGUCCGACUCCGUCACGUGGAGCAGCAGCCCAGUAACAGCGGAGAGCCCUGUCCCAGUCUGGAGCAACGCAGCGGCUGCAGGGAGUACAGAGACCACCAGGGCGCCCACUGUGGACUCAAGUCAGGUCCUGCAUUCAUAACCAGCUUGGAGUUUGGCAAGGGAAGGCCCAAGCAUGACAACUAUGGAAACCCCCUCGACCCUGGGUUCUGUGUGGAAUUCACACUGGAGUCCCGUACACCCCACUGUACAGUGCAGAACCGGCCACACACACACUGGAUGCGCUACAUAACAGAAGGUUUUAAAGUGUGUGUGGCGUGUGAGCCUCCCGCUAUGCGAAACAAUAGUGGCAGCUGCCAAGGAGACGGUCAGGAAUCAGACAAAGAAACUUUGCUCCACUGGCAGGCAGUGGGGAACCAUCAGUGCAGCGGGACAUGGAAGAAGAUCCAGAAAACCCAGCAGUGCAACUGCCCACCACAACACAGCUUUGUCUUCAUCUGA
Molecule: messenger RNA, 792 nt
Organism: Centropristis striata (black sea bass)
Lineage: Eukaryota; Metazoa; Chordata; Actinopteri; Perciformes; Serranidae
Product: somatomedin-B and thrombospondin type-1 domain-containing protein
Exons: 5
Coding region: 1-792 (263 amino acids)
Source: RefSeq, a predicted model, not a curated record